AUGUUCCAGAUUUUUCAAUGCACAUUGAUACGCCGAUGUUUGAAUCGUAAUCUAUUACUUAAAUCUAUUCGACUAAACACAACUAGCAGUGCAACAAAAAUACGUAAGAAUAUCCCAAAGAAAAAAAUAGGUGCUCAAAAUCUACGUAGAACCGAUUCGAAACUUCAACAUGAAUCAACAAGCUAUAUCGUUUCCCUUUUGAACGAAAAUCGAGCGGAAAAUAGUCCAUCAAAGAUAUUGGAGAAACAUUUGUCAAUUGUAACAUCAGUGACUGUUGGUGGUGCUAUCAAUUUAGAGAAGGCUCUUUGCGCAAUUGAUUCAUAUGAUCACCAAGUAAUUAUACCAGAGGAAGUAUUGAGUGUAAAAACUACAGGAAGCAAUUUGAUGAUACUAUCGAACGGGACAUUAGUUGGUUGGAAUAUGACUGAGGAAGAUAUUGUUUCCAAUUUUUUGCCCCAGUUGAAAAAUUCAAUUGAAUCUCAAUUUGACGUUUUUGAAAGUGAGGAAAUAGAUUGGAUUGAAUUAAAAGAGGUUUCCGAUCGUCCUUUGAACAAUGGUAAUAGUUAUUUACAUGGAGAAAUCUUGGUAGUACAAGGGUUGACCGAAAAGGAAAGACUAUUAGAUAUGGCUGCUUUUGCAAUUGGGUUGAGUCGGUCAACCAGGUUAUCCAUAUUGGAAACUCAGUUGGACGGGUUUUUAGAGUUGACAAAACAAAACUCGGAUAGAUUAGCUAAUGGGAAACGGCUAAUUACUACUGAGCAUGAGUUUCUCAAGAUCACAGGAAAGUUAUACCAACUUCGAGGGAAAUUAAACUUGUACUCAGAAUUGAUUGAUACUCCGGAUCUAUACUGGACCGAACCUUUUUUGGAAAAAAUUUACAAUUCUGUUUCAAAAAUUUUAGAUAUAAACUCGAGAAUUGCAAUAAUGAAUAGGAAAUUGGACUAUGCUACAGAAGAACAAAGAGCUUUCCUUAGUGUUUUGAACGAAAAGAAAUCAACACGUUUAGAAUGGAUCAUCAUAUUGUUGAUUAUGAUCGAAGUUGGGUUCGAAAUGUUCCAUUUUUAUGAGAAAUACGAAGAAAACAAACAACAGAGUGUGCAAAGUGUAGAUGAAUAG
Lodderomyces oxycetoniae is the source of this 1116-nucleotide messenger RNA. RefSeq lists its product as uncharacterized. The record is from RefSeq and is a predicted model, not a curated record. The coding region runs from base 1 to 1116 and encodes 371 amino acids. Gene Ontology annotation, biological process: positive regulation of mitochondrial translation. The transcript has a single exon. NCBI's taxonomy places the organism in Eukaryota, Fungi, Ascomycota, Pichiomycetes, Serinales, Debaryomycetaceae.